Molecule: messenger RNA, 2426 nt
Organism: Morone saxatilis (striped sea-bass)
Lineage: Eukaryota; Metazoa; Chordata; Actinopteri; Moronidae
Gene: plppr4b
Product: phospholipid phosphatase-related protein type 4
Exons: 10
Coding region: 75-2384 (769 amino acids)
Biological process (GO): axonogenesis; signal transduction; phospholipid metabolic process
Molecular function (GO): phosphatidate phosphatase activity
Source: RefSeq, a predicted model, not a curated record
GGACGCCUCGGAGAGCUCAGCCAUUCUUCCGUCGUCACAUCUCGGAUCUGUUUUGGAUUUUCGGAGGCCCGACCAUGUCUGCGAGAGAGAAGGGGAUUCUGACCAAAGACAGUGUCAGCCUGCUGCCCUGUUUCUAUUUUGUAGAGCUGCCCAUCCUGGUGUCGUCUGUAGUCAGUCUGUACUUCCUGGAGUGGACAGAUGUGUUCAAGCCGGUGAAGUCUGGCUUCAACUGCCAUGACCGAAGCCUGAGCCUGCCCUACAUCGACCCAAACCAUGAGGUCAUCCCCCUACUGAUGCUGCUCAGCCUGGCCUUUGCGGGACCUGCUAUCACGAUAAUGAUUGGAGAGGCCAUCCUGUUCUGCUGUUUGUCUCGGAGGAAGAGUGGCAUCGGGGCCGAGGCUAACAUAAAUGCAGCUGGCUGCAACUUCAACUCCUUUAUACGCAGAGCUGUCCGCUUCGUUGGCGUUCAUGCAUUCGGCCUUUGUGCCACGGCGCUCAUCACCGACAUCCUACAACUGAUGACAGGGUACCCAACGCCCUACUUUCUCACUGUGUGUAAACCCAACUACACCACCCUCAACGUCAGCUGUGAGAAGAACCCCUUCGUCAUGGAGGAUAUCUGCUCAGGGGCUGACCCCGCAACCAUCAACCAGGGCAGAAAAUCCUUCCCAUCACAGCAUGCUACCCUUGCAUCCUUCGCCGCUGUCUAUGUUUCGAUGUAUUUCAACAGCACUCUGACAGACUCAUCCAAGCUGCUCAAGCCACUGCUGGUCUUCUCCUUCAUUAUCUGCGCCAUCAUUUGUGGUCUGACCCGGAUUAUUCAGUACAAGAACCAUGCCAUUGAUGUCUACCUGGGCUUCUUGCUUGGAGGUGCUAUUGCUGUGUACCUGGGGUUGUAUGCGGUUGGAAAUUUUCAGCCAAGUGAAGAGGCCAGUGCUAGCCCCCCUCCAAUGCUACAUCGCCCUCCCUGCUCCUUGCCCCACAUUAGCCAGGAGGCCGUACUCCACCACCUGCAAAUGAAAGCCAGCAUGGCUGGGGAGCCUGGCAUGCCCACAUCCCACUCUGAGGGCCUCCUCCACCGAAGUAUUCAACAGCAAAGGCCUGAUGACAGUAUGAAGCGCUCAAGCGCAGACGUUGAAGUGAUCUCCCCCCGCAGCCCUCAGAGCAAAGAUGCCAUGGUGACCUUUAGCCAUACCCUUCCUCGGGUCCACACCCCCCAGGCGAUGGCAGCGUAUGAGGAAGCAGCCAGACGUCACGCUGCCACUCUCCACCAUGCCUCCAUGGACUCCAGCCGCUCAAAGCAGCUUUUGUCUCAAUGGAAAAGUAAGAACAACCACAAAUGCUCCCUGCAGGUCCCAGACUCCUUUUCCUCCUCUGUAGACUCGUCAUCUGGUCAGUCCUCCCAGCAUCCGCACCACCAUGGCAGCAUGGAGCUCCGAUCCAGCUCUGAGCCCUCUGCUAUGGGCCUGAAUGGAGGCUUUGACAGUCAUGCAUACAUGUCCAAACUGGUCACAGGUGCUAGUACCACCCUGCCCAGUAACUGUAGUGGCAUCACAGGAGGGGCCAGGAUAGCUAUGCAGUCUAGACCUGGGUCUUCACAGCUGGUCCACAUACCAGAGGAAGCUCAUGAGAAUUACAACACUGCCUCCCCAAGAAUGGGGGUGGGAGGAGGAAAUGAGGGGAUGUCACCAAUAAAUAGCGCAGUUCAGGCUAACUGGCAAAAGGCUGCAGAGAAGACUACAGCCUGCAGGACUAACGAUAAUGGACAAAACACACAGCCACGAAUCAUGCAGGUGAUUGCUAUGUCCAAGCAGCAGGGCCUACUACAGACCCAUUCCAAGAGCUUAGAUGAGAGCAGCAUUGGCUGCAGCACCACUGGGGGUUGCCAGGGCUCUGCUCGCUAUAGGACUGACCAAGACCCCACUACAAUUGUCAGAAUAGAAGCCCACCCUGAAAACAACAGGCCUGUGAUUCAAGCCCCAGCCACAGAUGGGAGCGGAUCAUGGAGGUGGCGGUCCCCAGGAGGCGGGAGUUUGAGGCAGUCCUUCGAGCUCAACGAUCUAAACAGAGACUCAGAAAGCUCAGACUCGAUACGUGAAGGGUCCAUUGACAGGAAACGUGCCAAUCACAUCUCAGAGCAGAGGCUCCACCCCCAGGGCCUCUCUACCAUAAGGGUCACUCCGGGGGAUGGUAGUGGUUCUGGAUCUGGAGGAGGAGGUGGGGAGACCGCUUCAGAAACCCCAUCAGUCACCUCUAGUCGCGAGUCCACGCUGCGGAGAAAAGGCCAAAAUAUCAUCCUGAUUCCAGAGAGAGCUAACAGUCCUGAUAACGCCCGGAACAUUUUCUACAAGGGAACAUCGAUAACUUCUGUUUUCAAGGAGUAACGUAUUAAAUUACCAGAGACUUCAGAAGACGUAGUAGCUAAU